UCAAAAUAAUUUUAUAAAGGUCAACUUCCAAAUGGUUCUAACUAAUUAUACUCUUAUUCUAUCCGAUUUAACAGUCCAGUGUUUUAUGGAAAUCUAUAGUCGCUCGCGAAUAAAAAAAAACGAAAUAAAAGAAAAACAACUUCGUAUCGACAACAGCAAAUAAUUGCGUAGAAAAGAAGACGGAGAUGCAGCAAUAUUCAGAAAAAUGGAUCGACGUCGUCGACGUCGUCGAUUGAAAGCCUGUAAAAAAUUAACAAAAUCGUGAAAAUUCCUAUUUCAUAAAAAAUUCUUUUUCGUGACAGAUUUCUAUUCACGAACAAACAAUAAAACAGAAAAAGUAGAAAAAGAAAAGUUCAAUGAUGAAUCAAGAAACUAUUGUGAAACUUAUGACGCCUCUCACCAACAACAAUGGCGACGGAUUGUAUACACAGGCUCUUUUACCAGGACUCUUUCGUGCAGUCGUCGUAAAGCUAAAUAAUAAAAAUAACAAGUAUGACGAUAAUAAUAAUAGUAACAAUCCUCGUCAAAAACGAGAAGAUGUAAUCACCUCGAAAUAUGGUACGAGUCAAUCGGCUAGACCGGAUUGUGAUCGUCGAAAGAUUCACCUUCAAUCAUCAAAUCUUUCAAUCGGUGAUAUCCUUUUAAUAGCUAGCGAUAGUCACGAGACAGUAUCAACUAAUCCUGGAUCUCGUUCUAAUGUUUGUCCUGCAUAUCAUUUCUGCGUUGAACGUAAUACCGGUAAUAUGGUAACCAUGGAUCAAGAUUCUAUUAUCAAUAGCGAAUUACCGACAUUACGUGAACUUUUAAAACCAAUUAAACAAACAGCGCUCAAAAUGAAACAACUUAGUCAAUUAAAAGACGAGGUACCUCAAACUGAAAUCGUCUGUCAUCAGUUAAGGCAAACAAACGAUUUUCGUGAGCCUGAAAAUGUAUCUUCAACUUGUCAGUUGUGUGGGAUGAAAUAUAGUAAACUUAUGUCGAACCCGAAUGAUAGUAAAAGGCAACAAGGAGGCAACAUCUAUGGAAAGAGGGACAAAAUGGAUGGUAAUAUUUCUGUUCAAAUAAUAUCAAAACCAGAAACUGAAACUCAAUACGUUCUUGAUGAUCCUCUUCUAAGUCUUAUUCGACAAAUAGUAACCUGUAUAUUAGAGACUUCACAAGAACAUCAAGAACAAUUGGAAUCUCAAAAGAAAGAAGUACCAUUAUGUAAAAGCGCGAAAAAAGAAUGCUCGCUAUGUCCUGGUUGUUUGAAACCUCGAUCAAUAACAAUUACCGAUGACGAAUGCAGCGAAGUGCAAGAUAGAAGCGUACAAUUUCAAGAAUGUCUCGAUGAUGAUUCAAAUCGAAGCAUUCAAUCUUACGAAUACGUAAGAACAAUAGAUGUUGGCUGCGAAUGUCAAGUAGAAAAAAAGAGCGAUGAAUUAGACGCAAUUGAUACUUGUUAUGGAGAGUACGGAAUUAACCAGAAUAAAUCCCUCAAUUCAUUUUUAUUGAAUAUUCUGACGAUGUUAAUAAGUGGUCAUGAAACGAUUGAUUAUAUAGAAAAUAUAAAUGUUACAGAUCCAGUUUCUUGUACUAAGUCUAGAUCUAGAUGCUUAAAUGGUGCUACAAGUAGCAUGUCGUCGAAAAAAGAUAAGUGUACUGAUUGUACUUGCGAUCUUGAUUCUGGAGUCAUAUCUUCCAACAAAAUUGAAGUAACAAGCGAAUUGUCCUAUUUACUUGAAAAUAUCGAAGCUAUGAGUAUGGAAAUUGAUUCAAAGAAGGAUGUUGCUACAUCCACGUAUUCGAUUUCUGUAUUCAGCCAAAUUACUUCCAUGUUACAAAUGAAAUCAAGGAAAAGUCCACAGUUAUCUUCUUCGACUCAAUGCGAUAUCGGACCUGAGUCUAUGUGCAAAUUGUCUUCCAAUAUCGGUAGUCAAGUAACAUUUGCAUCUGAUACGCAGAGAAAAAUAAUGAGAAAGAAACAGGAUCGUAGUAACUCGGAAGAGGUUUGCCCGUGCGGAUGCGGAUACUUUUUAGAAGGUGAAUCUACUUGUUCCUGCGGAUGUGCACAAUUUCCAAAUUCACCAUGUGUAGCUCUAAACAAUUUAAAGGAAGAAAAAAAAGAGAUGAAAUGUAAAACAAGUAAUCCUACAAGUAAUUUGACAAUAUUAGACCAGAAAAAGAGUGGAUCAAGUCGGACUAUAAAAUUGGAAAAGAGUAAUUACAACCCCGAUUGUCAAUUUUGUAGUUGCUCUCAUUUCUCAAAUAUAAACGUUCCAAUGGAUCCAGUAGUGCAACGAAUGAAUAAUAUAAUCGAGCUUCAAAAUACGAUGCCCAAUCCACAGAUAAAAUAUGAGAGCAGUUGCAAACAUUUAGAUGGCGACAAACAACUUAACUUGGAAGAAGAAGCACAAAGAUUGCAACAGAAAAUUGAAUCGUAUAAAAAAGAAAAUGAAUAUUUUCGAGAAUUAAUACAAUCUUGUAGUGGUUGCCAGAAAAACUCAAAAAUGUUGUCCUGUCCUCCACCAAUCAGAGCAACGUAUUCCGGACUCGCAACUGCAAUUGAUAUCUUACAAACUAAAUGCCGAAGCAAAGACAGCAUGAUAGCCAUUUUAGCGGAAGGAUUACGUGGUGUUGUCAAUUAUGCUCAAAUAGCCAAAAAUUUAGCCGCACCUUGUCUCGAAUAUACAUAUUGGGAUUUCGAUCGUUUUGCUCUUUAUACGUAUUUACGUAAAACCAUAAGCAAAGUUUCUAUGGAAGAAAGAAAAGAUUCAUCAAGCGAAAUAAUGAAAGAAAACGGCGAUACUCUUCUUGAUUCAUGUUACGACAAUAUUGUACCACCACCACCGACGGAUUUCAAAGUCAUACAAGAACUCUGCAAAUGUCUUUUACUCUCAUGGAAAAUACCGGAGAAUCUUAAAAAUGUUGCUGGUUAUCGGAUUUAUGUUAAUGGAGAUUCAGCGACCAACGUGAGAUCUCCAAACAGAACGGAAACAAUUUUAGGAAUCAUGAAUUCUACAAAAUCCAUAGAACUGAAGUUACAUAGCUUUAAUAAAUGUGGUAUAUUAUCCGAACCAGUCACGAUAACUUAUUCCUACAAGAAUUCGAAUAACAAGUAGCAAACAUUGAUUUUCAAAAUUUGUCCGGAUCUUGUAUGUCGGUAAAAAUUCAUUUUUCGUACUACUACUAUUAGCUGUCAUUUCGAGGAAAAGAAAAAAAAUGUAUUCGUUCGAUGUCCACUUAUCCUUUCAUGUUUCCAAACUAAUUCACCUUCAAAGUUAAAAGAUUUAUAUACACACACACACA
Molecule: messenger RNA, 3288 nt
Organism: Vespula pensylvanica (western yellowjacket)
Lineage: Eukaryota; Metazoa; Arthropoda; Insecta; Hymenoptera; Vespidae
Exons: 11
Coding region: 357-3101 (914 amino acids)
Source: RefSeq, a predicted model, not a curated record